GCGCCUUCAGAGCGGGUGGGCUCCACUCGGGAAGUUUUGCGCGAACGGGGAGCGGAGCGGAGCGGAGCUGAGGCCGGGCUGGGGCGGGAUGCUGGGUGCGGGGGGCGGCACUUGUACUGAGGAAGGGGUUGUACUGAGCCCCGGGAACGGUCAGCAGCCCCCUUCCCUCCCCCGCUGAAUCUGCGCAGGCACGGAUGGCAGCGUUUCCCGAAGUCCGCGGUCUGCCCACCGAUGAGGACGGAUCUCGGAUUCUACGAGUGAAGAUUUUAGCUGGAAUUGGCCUGGCGAAGAAGGAUAUUUUGGGAGCCAGUGAUCCAUAUGCUAAAGUGUCUCUAUAUGAUCCAAUAAAAGGAGAAGUCACCAGUGUUCAAACCAAAACUAUCAAGAAGACUUUAGAUCCUAAGUGGAAUGAAGAAUUUUAUUUCAGAGUUCAGCCAAGGCAGCAUCGGAUUCUCUUUGAAGUGUUUGAUGAAAACCGCUUGACCAGAGAUGAUUUUCUGGGCCUGGUGGAUAUUCCUCUUCAUCAUAUCCCGACUGAAAAUCCAAACUUAGACAGACCAUAUACAUUCAAGGAUUUUAUUCUCCAUCCUAGAAGUCAUAAAUCCAGGGUUAAAGGUCACCUUCGAUUAAAGAUGACCUAUUUGCCUAAAAGUAAUGCCUCUGAGGAUGAUGUUACAGAGCAAACUGAUGAAAUGGAGCCUGGCUGGGAAAUUCUGGACCAACAGGAUAUGACUGUCCAUAGUCAACCACCUCCUGCAUUGCCUAGUGGCUGGGAAGAGAAGCAGGAUAACCUGGGGAGAACUUACUAUGUCAAUCAUGAAACUAGAACAACGCAAUGGAUUAGACCAAGUUCCCAGGAUUGUGCAUCUGACUUGAAUCAUUGUCGAAAUAACAUCCAGCUGGAGGCACAGCGUAUAUAUAGUACACGCAGGCAAAUUUCAGAAGAAACAGAAACUCCUGAAAAUAGAGAUUCUCCAGAUGGCUGGGAAUUGAUUACUGAAGAUGAAACUGCAUUUAGCAGUUGCAAUCCCCAGUCACCCCCACCCCCCCAUACACCUACUGGACAAACUUCAUCCUUUGACUUGCAAAGUCAACUUGCAGAAGAACUUAAUCGGCGAUUUCAGGCGUCUGGGUGUACAGCUGCAGACCGUCGCAGUUCCAGUUCAAGUCAUUCCAGUAGACGUGGGAGUUCACAGACUACUCUGGAAGAACAGCCUGUGCUGCCAGUUAUUUUACCCACUUCGAUAGGGUUACCACCGGGUUGGGAAGAAAAGAAGGAUGACAAAGGAAGAACUUACUACGUUAACCACAAUAACAGAACCACCAGUUGGACAAGACCUGUUAUGCAGACCACCAGAGAAGCAGUGCAGCCAAAACCCAGUCGGAACCCCACGGUUUAUGUUCCUCACUCAGCAUCCCCUCAAGAUUCUCCAGAAAAUUCCCCAAGCCAUCAACGAAAAUAUGAGACUGGCUUUCUCCCUCCUGGAUGGGAAAUCCGAUCUGGAACCAAUGGUAGACCAUUCUUCAUUGAUCACAACACCAAAACUACAACAUGGGAGGACCCAAGAUUGAAGAUUCCAGUUCAUGUGAGGCAACGGCCACCAUUAGAUCCUUUAGAUCUUGGACCGCUUCCUCCUGGUUGGGAGGAGCGUGUGCACUCCGAUGGUCGGGUCUUUUACAUAGACCACAAUACCAAAGCUACUCAGUGGGAGGAUCCUCGUUUACAGAAUGCAGCCAUCACUGGGCCUGCUGUGCCUUACUCAAGGGAUUACAAGCAGAAGUAUGAUUAUUUCAGGAAAAAGCUGCGGAAGCCGACUGAUGGUCCAAAUCGAUUUGAAAUGAAGCUACGUCGUAACACAAUCUUGGAAGACUCUUACAGAAAAAUAAUGUCUGUAAAGAGAGUAGAAUUCCUUAAAGCCAGACUCUGGAUUGAGUUUGAUUCUGAGAAAGGAUUGGAUUAUGGUGGUGUUGCCAGGGAAUGGUUUUUUCUACUUUCCAAGGAGAUGUUCAAUCCAUAUUAUGGGUUGUUUGAAUAUUCUGCCACGGACAAUUAUACCUUACAGAUAAACCCAAACUCUGGACUAUGCAAUGAGGAGCAUGUGUCUUACUUCAAGUUCAUAGGUCGUGUAGCUGGAAUGGCGGUUUUUCAUGGGAAAUUGUUAGAUGGAUUCUUUAUCAGACCGUUGUACAAAAUGAUGCUUCAGAAGCCAAUAACAUUGCAAGAUAUGGAGUCAGUGGAUAGCGAGUAUUACAAUUCAUUGAUGUGGAUUCUUGAAAAUGAUCCUACUGAUUUGGAUCUUCGAUUUGUGGUUGACGAGGAGCUGUUUGGUCAGACCCAGCAACAUGAGCUGAAACCUAAUGGAUCAGAAAUAUUGGUUACAAACAAAAACAAGAAAGAGUAUAUUCACCUGGUGAUGCAGUGGAGGUUUGUCAAUCGAAUCCAGGAGCAAAUGAAUGCUUUUAAAGAGGGUUUCUUUGAACUGAUCCCACAAGAUCUCAUAAAGAUAUUUGAUGAGAAUGAAUUGGAGCUGUUGAUGUGUGGACUUGGAGAUGUGGACGUGAAUGACUGGAGGGAGAACACCAAGUACAAAAAUGGCUACAGUGCAAACCAUCCUGUCAUCCAGUGGUUCUGGAAGACUGUGCUGUUGAUGGAUUCAGAAAAGCGCAUUAGAUUCCUGCAGUUUGUGACUGGCACCUCACGAGUGCCCAUGAACGGAUUUGCUGAACUGUACGGAUCAAAUGGACCACAGUUAUUUACUAUUGAGCAGUGGGGAACACCUGAAAAAUUACCAAGAGCUCACACAUGUUUCAAUCGCCUGGAUCUGCCGCCUUAUGAAUCAUUUGAGGAGUUACGAGAGAAGCUUCACCUGGCAAUAGAGAACACUGAGGGUUUUGAUGGUGUGGACUGAGCGACCACAGCUGGUGGGUGUAGCUUGGUCACAUCAUGCAGCAAAUGGACUGAAAUAUGUAGCCAAUUAUCCAGCAUUGGAAUUGCCAGGUUAAUUCAUGUAUGUAGGAAAAGCUGUCUUUUUAUUGUUAAUAAAUAACUAACAGACCGAGUUUUCAGUAAACAUUUACAUAAUUUCCCAAACUUUUGUCUUUGAAGCUAUGAUUUGUGUUUUAUUUGUUAACUGUUGAAUAUUGCUUUGACACACUUAACUGUGAGGAUACAGUUAGUAUAGUUUAACUCAAAGUCCCAAUCACUUCAGUGACCUCAUGAUCCAGUAUCUGAUGCUUGAUGUUGUUCAGAAUUAAUUCUGUACAACACUCAUUAAGAUUCAAUAACCUGUGCUACUGUCAGUCACUCCUGUACCUUCUCCCCAGUCUUUAUUACCAUGUUUAGUCACUACAAUUUGGUCACUGAGGUGCCAAAUGUAGCUUAGUAACCUCAUAGUUUUAGGUAACAUAUGUAGCAUAAAUGUUAAGUUUUCCCAACAAUAAUUUUGUGUAGGUUAAAAGUUGCUGACAUUUAGUCAUACAGCUGCAACAACAACUGCAACCUUAACUCUAAAAAUAAAUGGGCAAAUUACUGUGAAUAUUGAAGGUAAACCUGUAGUCUGAAAGGAGGUUGAAGCUCUGGUGCCAAAUUUAGGUUUUGGAAUGUAAUUUGGUCACAAGCUACAAGGAUUUAGCUGAACUGUGUUUAUUUCUGAAACCUGUUUUGAUCUUCAUUUCAGAAAAUGUGAAUAUGAUCAAUAUGACUAUAAUUAUUGAUGCUUUCAAAAACAAUCUUGCAUUUUCCACUUGACCAUUGAUCUUCCUUUCUGAGGAUUCCAGAUGCUGUACUUAAUACUCAACAGAUGUUGGUUGCAGAGCUUAUGCUUGCAAGCUUACUUAAUUAUGGUGGCUUGUCUCUGUACACGGAGGAAGGAAGGAGGCUGCUGAAGAUUUGCUGGGUGUGCUAUGUUUACACAGUGGAUCAUACUCUACACUUUUUUAAAAUUUCCCCUUGUUACUGUUGUUUUACAAAUUAAGUUCAGUGUAACUUUUUUUUAGGACUCCAACAAGUUGAAAAAUCUAAAUUGUUUGAUGAAUGAAACCUGUACUCUGCGAUGCUUUUUUAUAGUGCAAAUUGUAAAUUGGACUUUGUGAAAAAAGGCAACCUAUUUUAUGGUGAAAUAAAAUAUGCCUGACAUCUUACAAGUCAAAAAAGCAUGAAGCAUAAACCUUAUCAAUGAAAAAACAAUUAAGUCUUCACUUUUAGAAAACAAGUACUCCUAUACAGUGGGUCAGAUCCAUUACCUGGACUUGACUUUUCUUACAUGGAUUAAUGUGUCUAAAUCAAACUGAUUGCAGGGUAGAAUACCAGCAAUCAGAGUUUUUGAGAAGUGCUGGCUUAAUCACGGAUAUAAUGACAAAGAUGUUGUUUCUGCCAGUUCAGGAUGCAGAAAAAUGAUUUGAAUAUUGUAACAAUUCGUCUUAAAUGCGGACUUCUAUGGAAGAGACUUCUUCAUAUAGUAUAACUAAUGACUAUUAAAGUUACCCUUCUUCAAUUAUAGUUUUGAGUAUAAGGCAUUUAUUAUAGGAUGCGUGUAUAUAUUACAAACCAUAGUGAUUCCAGAUUGUACAUCUACCAUAAAUUAUAUUUGUGUUCUGCACAAUAUAUAUUCACUUCGGAUUUGUAAAUAUCUUACGAAAAUAAUCCACUAACUUUUAUAGUUAUAUUAAAAAGAUGAUGCAUGCAUUAUUAUCUUUCAUAUUUAAGGUUGUAAUUUAGAAUAGAAUUUGAGACAGAAGAGUUGAUGGAAACAAUUUUGUAAAUACAUUGUGUACUUACGAAGAAAUGAAUUAAAUUCAGUUGGAAAAUGGAUUUUGUGUAUGACACUGGGGAAGUUGAUGUAUGAAGUCUAUUUAUAAUAAAACACUUUUCA
Molecule: messenger RNA, 4871 nt
Organism: Pristis pectinata (smalltooth sawfish)
Lineage: Eukaryota; Metazoa; Chordata; Chondrichthyes; Rhinopristiformes; Pristidae
Gene: nedd4a
Product: NEDD4 E3 ubiquitin protein ligase a
Exons: 29
Coding region: 195-2909 (904 amino acids)
Biological process (GO): regulation of dendrite morphogenesis; neuromuscular junction development; ubiquitin-dependent protein catabolic process
Molecular function (GO): sodium channel inhibitor activity; protein binding; ubiquitin protein ligase activity
Source: RefSeq, a predicted model, not a curated record